AUAACAGUGUCACUUCUCUCUUUUUGUCAGACCUGUGCCCAGAGGAGAAGAGCGAUGUGAAAGAGUUUCAUGGUCUGAUGAGAGAAAGACAAAAGUAGGAUCACCCAUAACCUUAAAUAGAGGCCAUCAGGAGAAAUGGGAAAUGGCUCCAUGAAACCUAAGCCGCUAAGGCAGCCAGAUGGACAGCUGGUGAACAUCUCUGUAGGUUCCUGUAGCAAGCUCCGUAAUGGAGAUGUUGUUAAAGGUAAAGUAUGGGAACUUGAAAUAGAACUGAAGAAGAAGAAUGAAGAAUUAAAAAAUAAAGAGCAGGUUCUCCAUGAGCUGCAGGAGCAAUUUAGCAAACAGACUCAGGUGAUUGCCGAAAUUACAGAAGAGCUUCAAAGCAAAUGUGUCCAGCUUAACAAAUUGCAAGAUGUCAUCAGUUCUCAAGGAGAAAAUGCUACGCGUCUACCCACAUUUCGAGUAUUGCAAGCAUCACCAACAAAUUCCAUGCAGGCCUCAACAUCCAAAACAUUGCAGACAUCACCAUUUAAGACAUUGUCAGGCUUAUUCAACAACAGUAAACGUAAGGGGGCCAAGGAAGGUAUUUCUGCAGAACCAACCUCUACAGCAUAUGACCACGUUGGUCAGUCGAGAUUCUCAUUUGAGAAGGCGCGUGUUAGAAAAGACUCCAGUAAGAAAAAGCUAAUAAUGGAUGCAUUAAACAAGAAUCAAUUUCUAAAAAGACUGGAUCCUCAUCAAGUUCGGGACAUGGCCGAAUGCAUGUAUGAAAGAACAUAUUCUCCAGGAGACUACAUUAUUAAGCAAGGUGAACCAGGAAGUCACAUAUUCGUAUUAGCUGAGGGAAAAACAGAAGUUUUUCAGCAAAACAAACUUUUGACUUCCAUUCCUGUCUGGACAACAUUUGGUGAGCUUGCAAUAUUAUACAACUGCACAAGAACAGCUUCAGUAAAAGCCAUCAGCCAUGUCAGAACAUGGGCUCUGGACAGAGAAGUAUUUCAGAACAUUAUGAGGAAGACCACUCAAACAAGACAUGAAGAACACAGAAACUUUCUCAAGAGUGUAUCUUUAUUGAAGAAGCUUCCAGAAGAUAAAUUGAUGAAAGUAGCUGACUGCUUAGAAGUGGAAUACUAUGAAAAAGGAGAUUACAUUAUCCGAGAAGGUGAGGAAGGAAGCACAUUUUUCAUCAUUGCUAAUGGAAAGGUAAUGGUUACGCAGAGUACUGAAGGGUACCAUGAACCCCGAUUAAUUAAAACACUAGAAAAAGGAGAUUACUUUGGAGAGAAAGCCCUUAUCAGUGAUGAUGUCAGGUCAGCUAAUAUAAUCGCAGAUACUGAUGUGGAGUGCCUAGCCAUGGACCGAGAGAUGUUUAAUCAAACUGUUGGAACUUACGAAGAGCUCCAAAAGUACCUUGAAGGUUAUGUGGCCAAUCUAGCCCUCGAUGAUGAAAGAAGACAUGCAAAGGGAUCAACAAAUGGACAACAUGGGACAGCUGUUUCUUUGGAAAUGAUUCAGAUGAAGGAAAAAGUUUCAAGAUUUUCAUCUCCUUUUGAGAACCUAGACAUUAUCACUACUUUGGGUGUCGGAGGAUUUGGAAGAGUGGAACUUGUAAAAGUGAAAAAUGAGAACUUAGCAUUUGCUAUGAAAUGUAUCAAAAAGAAGCACAUAGUAGAAAACAGACAACAAGAACACAUACAUUCUGAAAAGAAUAUUCUAGAAGAAGCCUGUUCUCCAUUCAUUGUAAAGUUAUAUCGUACCUUUAAGGAUAAUAAGUAUGUGUAUAUGCUCCUUGAAGCAUGUCUUGGAGGGGAGCUUUGGAGCAUUUUAAGAGACAGUGGUAGUUUUGAUGAAGCCACCGCAAGGUUUUGCAUUGGGUGCGUUACUGAGGCGUUUGAAUACCUGCAUCAAAUUGGAGUAAUGUAUCGAGAUUUAAAGCCUGAAAAUUUACUGCUGGAUUCAGAAGGAUAUGUGAAACUGGUGGAUUUUGGCUUUGCUAAGAAAAUAUUUCCAGGGCAAAAGACAUGGACAUUCUGUGGAACACCAGAAUAUGUGGCUCCAGAAGUCAUUUUAAACAAAGGACACAGCUUUAGUGUUGAUUUCUGGUCCCUUGGAAUUUUAUUGUAUGAACUCCUGACAGGAAAUCCUCCUUUUACGGGGCCAGACCAGAUGAUGAUCUACAAUCUGAUUCUUCAAGGCAUUGAGAAAAUCGAGUUUCACAGAAGAAUAACAAGACGGCCUGAAGAAUUGAUUCGCCGUCUAUGCAGGCAGAAUCCUGCAGAACGUCUAGGAUACAUGAAGAAUGGUAUAUCUGAUAUUAAAAAACACAGGUGGUUUAAUGGUUUUGACUGGGAUGGAUUGAGGUCUAGGAGUCUUCCGUCACCUUUAAAACCAAAGCUUGAAGGACCAAUAGAUCACAGCUAUUUUGACAACUAUCCACCUGAUGAAGAGAUACCCCCAGAUGAGAUGUCAGGAUGGGAUCAAGAUUUCUGAAAGUAUCUGAAUAAUAUUUGACUGAAGGAAAUUUAAAGGGAAAAUAUAAACCAAUGAUUACUCUGAAAAAUCUGGUGUAAUAUGUACGUUUAUUAGAUUUAUUAUUUCCAGCAAUAUAACUCAAGCUUCAAUAGGGUGAAACCAUCUAACACAUAAACCUAAACUAAAUGUCAAACACCACAUAGUUCCGCAUAGCAUUUUUGCGGAGAACUGUCAAUAUAAGCCUUAAAGCAAACCUUUUUUUAAAUCGAAAACCUUUUUAUGAACAUGGCAAUAACGCUUAAUAUUUUGUUGUAAAAAUAUUAUGUUUAUGUUUUGUACGACCUAUCAGUAUUCUAUUAUUUAAAUAAAUCAUGGGA
Molecule: messenger RNA, 2849 nt
Organism: Spea bombifrons (plains spadefoot toad)
Lineage: Eukaryota; Metazoa; Chordata; Amphibia; Anura; Pelobatidae
Gene: PRKG2
Product: protein kinase cGMP-dependent 2
Exons: 19
Coding region: 136-2490 (784 amino acids)
Biological process (GO): protein phosphorylation
Molecular function (GO): cGMP-dependent protein kinase activity; ATP binding
Source: RefSeq, a predicted model, not a curated record